Molecule: messenger RNA, 969 nt
Organism: Botrytis cinerea B05.10
Lineage: Eukaryota; Fungi; Ascomycota; Leotiomycetes; Helotiales; Sclerotiniaceae
Exons: 1
Coding region: 420-755 (111 amino acids)
Source: RefSeq, a predicted model, not a curated record
GGGGAGAUACAUCAUAUGGAGUAUUGAGAAUGACAUAUAUUAUUGCGCAAAAUCACGAUGCUCCCUCAAUAAGCGGUGUUCAGUCUCAGGUCUACCACCGCCGUCCAGAUCUAUGAAUAGAGCAUUUUGGUCAAUGAAGUGAUCCCUCCAUGAAAACAAAAUACAUGGAGCUACAAUGUCCGCGUAAUCAUUCUUUCCUCUUGGAUUCCUGAAAAUAAUACCACAAAAAUUGAGCUCGAGGGCUUUUAGUAUAUAUACUAACUGAUCUUACUACUUGGUGCGGUCUUUGAACCCUUUAUACGAAAUUGAAGGCCUUCUAAAAUCUGCUACAUAAGCCUCACACUUUCCUAUGCAUUAGAACAUCAGAUUACCAGCCACAUCUUUCGCCAUUGUCCUAAGUUCUCCGUCCCUCUACAGUCAUGCACAUGGCACGAAAGACCGUAUACACUCCUUGCAAGAAUGAGAGUGGAAGGUUUUGGCUCAAAUUUGGAGGACGCACCAUCAACUUUAUCAUGACCAACGAGAAGAAGGAUAAGCAGGACGCCAACCUAGACUCAGCGCCUCUCAAAGGUACUAUACACAAAGCUCCUGUUCAAAUUGCCUCCUGGACAAGAUUUAACAAUCAUGAAGGACCAUUUGAAAAGGGCUUGUGGGUUGGAUUUGGCUCGAAGAAAUCCAAGCACGAGAAAGUGGAAAACGAGGAAGAUGCGGAUAAGACGAGUGAUAUGGAUGAUAAAGGCCUUGAUAUGAAGUGAAUAUAGCAGGUAGGUGUUUGAGAGCUAUAAGAUGGCGAUCGGGAGAACUUGAAGAUGUUGGGCAUAUCGUUCUGGGAUACGGCACUUGAGGGAGUACUUGGACACUGAGACGUAAGUUAAAUCCCACGCCGACUUUGUAUUUGUCGUCGGUAGAUGCUGCUCGGUAGAUGCUGCUCGGUCGGCAUUCGACGUUUCAAUUCUGUGUUAGGUUACA